CCCCCGGAAAAGUCCCUCGCUUCGGCCCUCGCCACCCACCCUUUUCUAUCGCUCCGAGGCCUGAGUCGACUCCUUCCCCUCUUCUCCCUCACUCCUCGCAGCCGCCACUUCUAGAAGCUUCGAGGCUGCUGCUGCGCCCAUGGCCGCGGAAGCCAAGACGCCGUCCCUCGCUGAGGAAUAUUCACUUCCACCACAAGAAGUUGCAGUGGAAAAGGCAGCUGAGGAGAAGCCCUCUAGUGGUACUGAGACUGAAGCUGCUCCCUCAACCAAUGAUGAAGCUCCUCCAUCUGUAGAAGACAAGAAUGAAACUUCUGAAGUACAAGAUACUGCUGAAAAGUCAGAAGCAGAAGAAACUAACACUGCUGCAGAGGAAACACCUGCUGCAGAGGAAGCAAGUGAGACCACUGAGGAGGAAGAGGCUGAGAAACCUGAGAUCAAGAUUGAAACAGCUCCAGCAGAUUUUCGUUUCCCAACAACAAAUCAAACGAGGCACUGUUUCACACGCUAUGUUGAAUACCACAGGUGUGUUGCUGCAAAAGGUGAGGAUGCACCUGAGUGUGAUAAGUUUGCCAAGUACUAUCGAUCCCUGUGCCCAGGUGAAUGGGUUGAUCGCUGGAAUGAGCAACGUGAAAAUGGCACCUUCCCUGGACCUCUGUAAUGCUACAAUGCAAAAGAACUAUGAACUCACGAUGUUGUGCCGGCUUCUCUUGCUUCCUUGGUAACUGGCGCCAAGUUAUCAGGGACAGAUAAAUCAUCCUUUUUGGAGCUCUCUACAAAAUAAGAGAUUCUUUUUGACUUGAAGAAUGCCGUGUUGCUCUUCCUAACGGUCAUGUUCUGUGCUGCUGAGAAACUAGCGUCACAGUUACAAUUUUCCUUAUACAGUUAAAAAUAUGAUUCAUGAUUCCCCAUCUUUGCACUGUAAUGCAGUUUGAGUGGGCUUACGAUGCAAAUUUGAUGCACUGAGAUAAUCUUUUUCAAAGUAGUUAGCGCCUCCGUGGCGAUAGACAUGCUCACAUGCAUAAUAAAGUAGUCUAGAGUUUUGCACCGCUGCGAAGGAACGUUGCUGCUGCAUCCAGUGUUUACCAAUUUUCGGAAGUUGCAAGGUUUGGGUUUGUUUA
This is a messenger RNA of Sorghum bicolor (sorghum), 1118 nucleotides long. RefSeq names its product cytochrome c oxidase subunit 6b-1-like. Lineage: Eukaryota; Viridiplantae; Streptophyta; Magnoliopsida; Poales; Poaceae. Gene Ontology annotation, cellular component: mitochondrion; respiratory chain complex IV. The record is from RefSeq and is a predicted model, not a curated record. The coding region runs from base 140 to 658 and encodes 172 amino acids. The transcript has 5 exons.